This is a messenger RNA of Haliotis rufescens (red abalone), 2851 nucleotides long. RefSeq names its product endoplasmic reticulum chaperone BiP-like. The transcript is spliced from 7 exons. The coding region runs from base 152 to 2167 and encodes 671 amino acids. The record is from RefSeq and is a predicted model, not a curated record. NCBI's taxonomy places the organism in Eukaryota, Metazoa, Mollusca, Gastropoda, Lepetellida, Haliotidae. Gene Ontology annotation, cellular component: endoplasmic reticulum lumen; endoplasmic reticulum chaperone complex; membrane. Gene Ontology annotation, biological process: protein refolding; cellular response to unfolded protein; endoplasmic reticulum unfolded protein response. Gene Ontology annotation, molecular function: ATP-dependent protein folding chaperone; misfolded protein binding; ATP binding.
CUGUAUUUAGCACUCAGUGUAAGGUCAGAUCAGAAAUUCUCACAAGAAGGAAGACAAGCGAACAUCGACGUAAGAUAAUUUGAAGCCAGAUUGUGGUGUUUACUUGAACACAUUUAUUCAAGAUCAACAUACAAUCGUACACAAGCAAGAAAUGAAGUCAUUGCUACCUCUGUGCCUACUGGCACUGUUUCUGGGUGCCAUGUCGUCGGUGCGAGCCGAAGAUGAAGAAGACUCGGAUAAGAAGAAAGAAAAAGACAAAGACGGUGUUGGCACUGUCAUUGGUAUUGAUCUGGGAACAACCUACUCAUGUGUUGGAGUGUUUAAGAAUGGACGCGUUGAAAUUAUCGCCAAUGACCAGGGUAAUCGAAUCACACCAUCCUACGUGGCCUUCACCCCUGAUGGUGAGCGUCUCAUCGGUGAUGCAGCCAAGAAUCAGCUGACCACCAACCCUGAGAACACAGUCUUUGACGUCAAGCGUCUGAUUGGACGUAGCUUCAACGACCCAUCAGUUCAAUCAGACAUGAAGCAUUUCCCAUUCACUGUUAUCAACAAGAAAGAUAAGCCCGUUGUUCAGGUCAAGGUUGGCUCUGAUACCAAGCAGUUUACUCCUGAGGAAAUCUCAGCUAUGGUUCUUGGAAAGAUGAGGGAGAUUGCUGAGGCUUACCUUGGCAAGAAAAUCAACAACGCAGUUGUCACUGUCCCCGCCUACUUCAACGAUGCCCAGAGGCAAGCAACCAAGGAUGCCGGAACCAUUGCUGGACUUAAUGUUAUGAGAAUCAUCAACGAGCCGACUGCAGCUGCCAUUGCCUAUGGUCUUGACAAGAGGGAAGGAGAGAAGAACAUCCUUGUUUUUGACCUCGGUGGCGGGACUUUCGAUGUCUCCCUUCUGACAAUCGACAAUGGCGUUUUUGAAGUAGUUGCCACAAAUGGAGAUACCCAUCUUGGUGGUGAGGAUUUCGAUCAGAGAGUCAUGGACCACUUCAUCAAACUGUACAAGAAGAAGAAGGGCAAGGAUCUGAGGAAGGACAACCGUGCUGUACAGAAACUGCGUCGUGAAGUGGAGAAGGCCAAGAGGGCCCUGUCCUCCCAGCACCAGGCCCGUGUCGAAAUUGAAUCUCUGUUCGAGGGUGAAGAUUUCUCUGAGACUCUCACCAGAGCCAAGUUUGAAGAACUGAACAUGGACCUGUUCCGUUCCACCAUGAAGCCAGUGCAGAGAGUUAUGGAGGAUUCUGACCUGAAGAAGACCGAGGUCGAUGAGAUUGUUCUGGUCGGAGGUUCCACCCGUAUUCCAAAGGUUCAGCAGCUGGUCAAGGAGUCUUUCAAUGGCAAGGAGCCCAACCGUGGUAUCAACCCUGACGAAGCUGUCGCAUACGGUGCUGCCGUCCAGGCCGGCGUUCUGAGUGGAGAAGAAGAUACUGGUGACCUCGUCCUGCUCGAUGUCAACCCCCUCACUAUGGGUAUCGAGACCGUUGGAGGCGUGAUGACCAAACUCAUCCCCAGAAACACUGUGAUCCCUACCAAGAAGUCCCAGAUUUUCUCCACAGCUUCUGAUAACCAACCCACCGUCACCAUCCAGGUGUUUGAGGGUGAGCGACCAAUGACCAAAGAUAACCAUCUUCUCGGAAAGUUUGAUCUUACCGGAAUCCCCCCAGCACCUCGUGGUGUUCCCCAGAUUGAGGUCACCUUCGAGAUCGAUGUUAACGGUAUUCUCAAAGUAACAGCAGAGGACAAGGGCACAGGCAGUAAAGAGGCCAUUGUUAUUCAGAACGACAACAACCGCUUGUCACCUGAAGAUAUCGAGCGUAUGAUCAACGAUGCAGAGAAAUACGCAGAUGAUGACAAGAAGGUAAAGGAAAAGGUGGAAGCAAAGAACGAGCUGGAGAGUUACGCAUAUUCAUUGAAAAACCAACUCGGGGAUAAGGAAAAGUUGGGAGGAAAGCUGAGCUCUGAAGAUAAGGACACAAUCACAGCAGCAGUCGAUGAAAAGAUUAAAUGGUUGGAAAGCAACCCUGAUGCUGAUGCAGAAGAGCUGCAAGCCAAAAAGAAGGAACUUGAAGAAAUUGUGCAGCCGAUCAUGAGCAAACUUUACGAGGGAGCAGGAGGUGCGGGCGGAGAGGGGGGACCUCCUCCACCUGCAGGAGAGGAUGGAGAUCACGACGAGUUGUGAGAGUGGCGCGAUGUAGGGUUGGUUUAUAAAUAUUGUCAUGAAAAGACUCAUCUCAUGGACCAGACAUUUCAUUACGAAGCACGUACCAUCAAGUACCCCUUACUUCAACAGUGGAGAAAUACUUUGUUCAAUUAAAUGUGAAUUAUUUAUUUAACUUUCACUUGGAUUUCUGACAGUAAUCGAAUUAACAAUGAAAACUGCAAAUGUGAUCAAGACACACUUUGAAGCAAAACUGACAGUUUGGAGUUUUUGAAACUUGGUGUGAUACGAACAUAUUCUGACCUGCAGGGAACUGUCCUCGUGAAUCUCGAGCAUGGGGUUGAAAAUUUACUUAUGUUUUAAGUUUUGGGAAUUUUAGGGAGUAGUAUAUUUUUGUUACUGCAGAUGUCUGCAGAAGGCUAUUUAUUUUGUAAGGUAAAUGACAUCAUUCAGAUUAAUUAUCAAAAUUUCAAAGGCUGAGAAAUUGAUUUUUCUGUGAUUUUGACAUUUUCAGUUGAUCUGGUUGAUGUCCUGAUUGUUUAUAGCUGGCGUAUGUGAUUUCAUCACUCUUGUGUACGCAGUCAUCGCAUGGUGUGUGUAUAUAUGUAUACAUCUCAUUAUCAUCAGAAUGAAAGCUGGAGUGCAUUGUGGCUGUAUGAUGAAUGAAAGUGUAAAAAUGUUGAAAGAAAUAAAAUUUAUUUGUUA